Topomyia yanbarensis is the source of this 3290-nucleotide messenger RNA. It is a transcript of the gene Esp, whose product is annotated as sodium-independent sulfate anion transporter. The coding region runs from base 666 to 2609 and encodes 647 amino acids. NCBI's taxonomy places the organism in Eukaryota, Metazoa, Arthropoda, Insecta, Diptera, Culicidae. The record is from RefSeq and is a predicted model, not a curated record. Gene Ontology annotation, cellular component: membrane. The transcript has 9 exons. Gene Ontology annotation, biological process: transmembrane transport. Gene Ontology annotation, molecular function: sulfate transmembrane transporter activity.
GCAAUCAUUGCGAAACAAAUUGCAAACGGAUUGGCGUUGCAAACGGAAGUGUAAUCUGGCGCUGUCUCGAUUGGGAAAAUCGAGGAUUUCUUUGAUCGAACGGAUUUGUAGAACUCGUUGUGUCAAGUGCGUGUGUUUCUUUUCGCUCAGUGUGUCAACGACUGUAUCAGCCUAUACACAUCUAUACCUGAGGGGUGCAUAUGGGUUGUGAUUCAACAGAGCACCCCCGUAUAGACAGACCGAGAAUCCGGUGAACCGAUAAUUGGAUAAUUAGUGAAUCAGACAUUAUAAGAGAUCUGCUUUAAAUUUGCUCAGUGGCAAUUUUGUAAUUUUACAGUUCGGGCUCGGUAGCUUCGCGGAAUUUAACUGGUUCGAAGAGUCACGCAAAUAGUUGAUACAUAUUUAUCCAUUUAUUUUGUUUCGCACUGUUGCUUUUGGUAUUGUGUAGAAAGAAGUGAUUGUGAAUUAUUUCUAUUUCAUUUUUCGAUAUAUUACUGGCUCAAAUCAGGUGUUUAAGUGUCUGUGCCAUUGCGAGGAAGUAGUUUUUAAUUGCAAGAAGCCACUCUGUAAGAGCUUCAUUGUGAGAUCAGGAAGAAAGGAGAACGCAUUCGGACCCCAAAGGACAGCUUUACUCACCGUGGAGCGACAACAGCAACUGUGACACAAUGAGAACGAAAGUUAGUCCGGACGGAUCGUACGUCAACGAGGCGAUGAGCUGUUCCAGCUUAAACAUAGCAAUGCCCGCCGGGGAGCCACAUGGUGGUUUGACGGGAUCCAAUGAAUUUAUAUUAUCACCGAGUGGAAAGAAGAUCACCGCAGAAAGCCGCGUGGAGGAGGUUAAUCAAUGGUGCCAGCGCAAAGCCAAAAGUGCCUGCUCUAGAAAGAUGAUGUACAAAAGAUUGCCCAUACUACGAUGGCUACCGAACUACAGUGCAACAGAUGCGAUUGGGGAUUUAGUGGCGGGAAUAACCGUUGGCCUUACUGUGAUUCCUCAAGCGCUUGCCUAUUCCGGUAUUGCCGGGCUUCCAGUAGCCUACGGCCUUUAUGGUUCCUUUCUCGGGUCUAUCGUCUACAUAUUCCUCGGCAGCUGUAAAGAUGUUCCGAUGGGUCCCACUGCCAUUGCGUCCCUGCUAACGUAUCAAACUGCGCGGGGAAAUGUGGCCAAAUCUAUACUUUUGUGUUUCCUAACCGGAAUCGUUGAAUUGGUGAUGGGUUUGUUUGGACUGGGAUUCCUAGUGGACUUCGUGUCUGGACCCGUAUCAUCCGGUUUCACUUCCGCCGUGUCGUUGAUCAUAGUAACGUCUCAGAUUAAGGAUGUGCUUGGAAUCACGGCUAAGGGAAGUACCUUCCUGGAAAUGUGGCAGUCGAUCUUCGCUGAUAUGCACAACAUUCGUGCGUGGGAUACAGUGCUAGGAAUAACGUGUAUUGCUGUUUUACUGAUCAUGAGGAUUGUCGCUGGUUUGAAAGUGGGUCCUGACGAGGAUGAGCUCAAGUCAAAGAAGCAUCGUUUUGUUAACAAAUUUAUGUGGCUCAUUGGAACGUCCCGUAAUGCAAUUCUCGUGGUGGUAUGCGGAGCCAUUGGAUACGUUUUUCAGUCAUCGGCUGCGGCACCGUUUAAACUUAUUGGAGAUAUACCACCAGGAAUGCCGUCUUUUGAACCACCACCAUUUUCGCUGAACGCCAACCAAUCCUCGCUUGGACGGGAGGAAUCUUUUUCGGAGGUUGUAUCCAGUUUAGGAUCCGGAUUGAUCGUGGUUCCACUUAUCGCUCUAAUGGAAAAUAUUGCCAUCUGCAAAGCAUUCUCUAAUGGCAAACCAGUGGAUGCCACGCAGGAAUUAAUUGCGAUUGGAGUUGCAAACAUUGCCAAUUCCUUCGUGCAAGGUUUUCCCGGUACCGGAUCACUCAGCCGAAGUGCCGUUAACAACGCUUCGGGUGUUCGAACGCCUCUCGGGAAUAUUUACACUGGAGCCCUUGUGGUGCUUUCGCUGCUAUUUUUCACGCCAUACUUCUCCUACAUUCCGAAGGCGACACUUGCGGCCAUCAUCAUAGCAGCAGUCGUUUUCAUGGUUGAGGUCAAAGUCGUGAAACCUAUGUGGCGAACUAAGAAGAGUGACCUGAUUCCUGGCUUAGGAACAUUCAUUGCAUGUCUUGCCUUGCCGUUGGAGAUCGGUAUUCUCCUCGGAGUGGGGCUCAACGUCGUUUUCAUACUGUAUCACGCGGCUCGGCCGAAGAUUUCCGUUGAACGGCUAACGAGCCCAGCCGGUGCCGAGUACCUGAUAAUCACUCCAGAUCGUUGUCUGAUUUUCCCAUCUGUUGAUUACGUUCGUAAUCUAGUAACCAAACAUUCCAUUCGGCAAUCCCUUCCAGUUGUCAUCGACUGUUCGCACGUGUAUGGUGCUGACUACACGGCCGCCACGGUCAUCGACAGCAUUACGCGGGAUUUUGUCAAACGAGAUCAACCGUUGUUCUUCUAUAAUCUUAAACCGAGUGUUUGUGCCGUAUUCGAGGGACUUUCGCCUGCCGAUUUCGUAGUUUACUACAGAGAGGAAGACCUGGACCAGCUAAUGAAAGAACGUGCUCAUAACCCAAAACAGGUUCUUAGCGCAUAAGCGUUUGGUCAAAGCAUGACUAGCUUAUUACCAUCAGUAUUGGAGAGAACAUUCGAUGCCAAUUGUCGGUAACUUUCUAAAACCGACAGUGUAGAGUGGACGGUCUCAAAAACGACGUCAAUAUUCGCCAAUUGUGAAGCAGAAAACAACCGCGGAAAAGGUUUCCUUUCAUUCCUAUUUAAUUAGUAGAAGUAUUUAUAACCGAAUGACGGUGGAAAUAUUCGAAGGUUUAUAUUUAUUUGCUUUCAAUUGUUCAACAACGCGUGAACCAAUUGGCAAUUCGCAGUGGUUUCAAGUUGAAUGUUAAGUGAAAAGAUUAGUGAAGUGUUACCAUUACAAUGUAUUUACAGUUCUGUAAAUUUAAAAUGUUAAUGAAGUUUAGCUGACAAACGAUUCCAACACAUCAGACCAAACAGCUAAUUUAUGGUAUCCUCAAAAUUGCAUUGUUUUAUUGUUGAGAAUUUUGUACGGAAAUUUUCAGGCCAUAUCAUUAAUAUGUAUUAGACUUUUAGGUAUCAUUUUUUUGUUUUCCUAGUUUGAAGAUACGAAAUGUGUACUUAAACACGAGACCUAGUUUGCAUGAAAGGCCCCGAUACUGUUUAUACAUGCAAUAUGUAGUGAAAAGUAAAAAAUACUGUGAUAAGCUUUAUCAAUAAAUGUUGAAAGUUCAAUAUCUGUGAA